AUGGCUCUUCUUGCUCGCAAGGCGCCUGCUCUUCUGCCUGCUCCAACAACUUCGACAAUGAAACACAUGAUUUACGAUGAAACUCAUUUUGCAAUGCAGAACAGUUUGUCGAAAAUGAUAACAGAAAAGAUCAAUCCGAAUGUUGCACAAUGGGAGAAAAGUGGAAGAUAUCCAGCACAUUACAUAUUCAAAAUGAUGGGACAACUUGGAGUUUUUGCAGUUAAUAAACCAGAAGAAUUCGGAGGAACGGGACGAGACUUUUCAAUGUCAAUAGCAGUUGCUGAACAGAUUGGAUCAAUUGAUUGUGGAUCUAUUCCAAUGUCAGUUAUGGUUCAAACUGAAAUGAGUACUCCGGCUUUGGCACAGUUUGGCUCUGACUUUCUUCGAAACCGUUUUCUCCGUCCGUCAUUGAAUGGAGAUUUGGUCAGUUCAAUUGCAGUUUCAGAACCACACGCUGGUUCAGAUGUAUCUGCAAUUCGAACACAUGCCCGUCGUUUUGGAACUGAUUUGAUUAUAAACGGUUCAAAAAUGUGGAUAACAAAUGGAGAUCAAGCUGAUUGGGCGUGUGUUUUGGUCAAUACUUCGAAUGAGAAAAACCUUCAUAAAAAUAAAUCAUUGGUCUGUAUUCCACUUGAUUCGCCUGGAGUACAUCGGUCAAGUCCAUUGGAUAAAUUGGGAAUGAGAAGUUCGGAUACCGUUCAAUUGUUUUUUGAAGAUGUCAGAGUUCCAGCCUCAUUCAUAAUCGGUGAAGAAGGACGUGGAUUUUCGUAUCAAAUGAAACAAUUUAAUGACGAACGCCUUGUCACAGUUGCCGUUGGACUUCUUCCACUUCAAAACUGUAUUAACAAAACAAUCGAAUACGCAAGAGAACGGUCAAUAUUCGGAAAAACUCUACUCGAUCAACAAUACGUUCAAUUUCGUUUGGCCGAGUUGGAAGCGGAACUCGAGGCGACUCGUUCUUUACUCUAUCGGACAGUUAUGGCACGUUGCCAAGAUGAAGAUGUUAGCAUGUUGACUGCAAUGUCAAAGUUGAAGAUUGGAAGACUGGCUAGAAAAGUGACUGAUUCGUGUUUGCAGAUCUGGGGAGGCGCUGGUUAUCUGAAUGACAAUGGAAUAUCUCGGGCUUUCCGUGAUUUCCGUAUCUUCUCAAUUGGUGCUGGAUGUGAUGAGGUUAUGAUGCAGAUUAUUCAUAAAACUCAAUCUAAAAGACAACAAAAAACAAUUUAA
Molecule: messenger RNA, 1227 nt
Organism: Caenorhabditis remanei
Lineage: Eukaryota; Metazoa; Nematoda; Chromadorea; Rhabditida; Rhabditidae
Exons: 5
Coding region: 1-1227 (408 amino acids)
Biological process (GO): fatty acid beta-oxidation using acyl-CoA dehydrogenase
Molecular function (GO): acyl-CoA dehydrogenase activity; flavin adenine dinucleotide binding
Source: RefSeq, a predicted model, not a curated record